GUAAUAUAUCCAUAUGAAAGUGCUCAAUGGCUGUCACGGGGUUUGAAAACAUUUUUGGACGUCAACAGAAUUGUUUUUGGCCCCAAGAGACACCAAUUCUCAAACCAACAUUGAUAUUUUUGAAUGCCUCUUCUCUGACAAGUUGUUCUUUACUUGUAAUCUUUCUGUUUACCAGGAUAAUGCAAACAAUAGCCAAUCAAUUUUAACCUCUACAUAGUACAGCCAUCACCCAUGUCACUUUCAUGCAAUAGUUCAUGGGACAAGCAUGCGUCAGACUGCCACAUGCAUACCAUGCCCCCCAGCAUCUGUCCUUGGUUCGAAUGCUGUGUGUGUGGGUGUGCGUGUGCGUGUGCGUGUGCGUGUGCGUGUGCGUGUGUGUGUGUGGUUGUGGGCUGGUUACACAUCGAAACUUUGCAAAAUAACCAAGCACAGUGCUACCAGUAACCAACGAAAUGCAAAGGUCCAUGGGGACGAGGCAGGGCUUUGGAUGACACUUACUUGCAUGCUCCCUCAUGCCACAGGUACUUAACAGAAACAAGGUUUGGACAGUUCUGCGAUUAAGACAGAAGACUUACUUUCACCUUAGAAAUUGAUUUCCUGUUCUUGCACUACUUCCUUCCUAAAGAGCUACAGUGAUGACUUUUGUGAACAUGUAUUUUGCUUCAUUAUGCAUUGUGACGUUAUACAACAAAGAGGCAGCAAAACAAACAUAGUAGAUGGCGUGACAGCUAGCUGUAAAGCAAUUCCCGCCUGUUAGAGUCACGCUCUUGUAGGAGCAGGAGCGAGGCAAAAUGUUCGGAGGUCUGUUGUAGAACUUUUCCACCGUGCAAAAGGCAGGAAACAAUGGCUAAUGCCAAGAAAGGUUGUGUUGACGAUUUAGCUACAUUGUCAGAGUUAAAUGAGGAGAUCAUUCUUCAGGAGUUGCAAGCAAGAUACCAUAAAGAUAUUAUCUAUACGUAUGUCGGUGACAUUUUAAUUGCCCUCAACCCAUUCAAGCGUUUGGGAAUUUACCACAAGAAUAAUGCAGAUAGAUACAAGAUGACACAGAAAUCACUGCAGCCUCCUCAUAUUUUUGCCAUUGCUGAUUCAGCAUAUCAAGCGAUGUUGGGUGUUGGAGGAGUAAGUCCCAAAAGCCAGUGUUGUGUGAUCAGUGGGGAGAGUGGAGCUGGCAAAACAGAAUCAGCCAAACUAUUGAUCAGUCAGCUGGUUGAAUUAUCACGAGGAACAUCUCAGUUGGAACAGCAGAUCCUGCAGGUGAAUCCUUUGUUGGAAGCUUUUGGAAAUGCUCAGACUCUGAUGAAUGACAACUCAAGCAGAUUUGGAAAGUACAUUCAGCUGAAAUUCCAGCAAGGCAUGGUCAUUGGUGCUAAGAUUUCUGAGUAUCUUUUGGAAAAAUCCCGUGUUGUACGACAAAGCAGUGGCGAGGAGAAUUUUCAUAUCUUCUACUACUUGUUUGCUGGUCUCUCCACUGAUGACCAAAACAAGUAUGGACUAACCAGACCAGACAAGUAUAGUUAUCUGUUUGAAGGAGCAGCGAGUAUGAAGAAAAUAAAGAAAAACAAGUCAAUGUUUGAUGAGCUACUAAAUGCUAUGGAUAUGGUGGGCUUCCUUGAUGAGGAGCAGCAAGAUAUGUUUACAGUUCUUGGUGGUGUGCUGAACAUGGGUAACAUCGCAUUUGAGAUGGAUGAAAAUGAGGGCGCUAUUGUCAAAGAAGCUCACGGACCUUUGAGGACAGCUGCGAAACUCCUGGGUGUGGACACGGAGAAACUAGCAGAGGUGCUGACGUCCACGACAACUACAACACGUGGCAGUGUGAUCAAGAGAAGACUGAAAGAUCAUCAGGCAAUUGAUGUUCGAGAUGCAACAGCUAAAGCUUUGUAUGGCCGUCUGUUUGGUUGGAUCGUCAACAAGGUGAAUCAACUUCUGGCUCCACCAAUGGCGUCAAGAGGAGAAGAGGUCACAGAAAUAGGCAUCCUUGAUAUAUUUGGUUUUGAACAUUUUGAGAACAACGGCUUUGAACAGGCGUGCAUCAACUUGGCCAAUGAACAACUCCAGUUUUUCUUCAACCAGCACAUUUUCAUGUGGGAGCAGGAAGAAUAUAACAAGGAAGGCAUUGACUGGACAGGUGUCACAUUUGCGGACAACAAACCUGUAUUGGUGAGUUCAUCUGUGGAACAUUUUGGUCUGUCCUCUAUGUUGAGUGACACGACCUUCCCUGACUUAACAAAUGUCGACACACACACGGUUAAAGAUGUUUUUGAUGUGAGGAGAAAAUUGAUGACGCCUUGAGUUGGCAGGGGGAAGUGAGAAACAGCGUUAUUGUAUUUGAUUCUGUGUUGACUUCUGCAGGUUGAAUAUGACGCCACAGGAUUCCUCGAGAAGAACCGUGACACCCUGCCACCAGGUGUUAUGGAUCUGCUGAGGAAAAGCGAUAACCCUCUGAUUGUCACAGUCUUUUCUGGAACAAUCACACGAACUGGGACACUGGCUCUGCAAGGACGAGUAAGCAAAGGAAAUAUAGUCAGAAGAACUAAGAGACUGAGUAAGGCGCGCCAAGGAAUGCCUGCCACCAAAAAACCUACUGUUGGCGCGCAGUUCAAGACGUCUUUAGGGAUCCUCAUGGAAAGAAUGACAGCUGCCAAUCCGCACUUCAUCAGGUGCAUCAAGCCAAACAAUGAAAAGAUAUCCGACAGUCUCGAUCUCAAGUACGUGAAAGAACAGCUGGCUUACACUGGUGUGUUGGAGACCACUCGUAUUCGCAGAGAGGGCUAUGCACUGAGGAUAUCUUUCGCCGACUUUGUGGAAAGAUACAAGCUUGUGUUGUAUUCAGCAACAUUACCCGGCAGUGAAGCGAGCUGCAGACAGAUUCUGAAAAAGUCACGACUGAAAGACUGGCAGAUUGGACGUACAAAGGUGUUUUUGAAGUACUGGCACGCAGAAAAAUUGGUGGAGCAUCUACAAAAGGCUCAAGAAGCUGUAAUCAAAAUACAAAAAGUGGUUCGAGGAUUCCUAGCGAGACGAAGAUGUAAACGACUUCGGGAAGAAGCUAUCAUGAACGCCAGGAAAGCCGCCACAUUUUUGCAAUAUUCCAGCGUCUGUGGAGAUAAAUUGUUUCUCAGUCAAGAAGAAUUGCUGCAACAUGACUACAAGAAAAAAGAAGAAAUCUUAAAGAAGAAAAAUACCAAAUAUGUUUCGUUGCAAUUCCCAAUCGCUCCUGUUGUGGAAGACGAAGAUGACUUUCCACCACCCCCACCGGAUGCGCUGGGACUACCACCUAAGACACGUCUUGGGUCCCUUGAAGAAAUUGAGCUUGAUGAUGAGUUUCUAACGGAUGACCUAGAAGAUGAGGAAGAUGUCUUUAUUGGCCAACCUCACCCAAUCAAGGGCGGAUUUGGAGCCGUGGCCACCAAAGCAGCUGCUGUACAGUGGUUUCAGAAGACUCAAGCCCCCAAGGGAAUUGUUCAAGAUGAAAGCGGAAUGUUCAGCGAGUGGUUUCAUGGCAUCAUUUCCAGGAGGGAAUCUGAGCGUCUGCUGUCGAACAAGCCAGUGGGCUGUUUCUUGAUCCGUGUUAGUGAAAGUCGGUUUGGUUACACUCUGUCUUACAGGGGAAAGACCCGCUGUAAACACUACAUGAUCGACCAGACUCGCUCUGGGAAGUUUGUUAUCGUUGGGAUGUCUCGAGUCUACAAGUCUCUCAAGGAGAUGGUCACUGUGCAUAAGAAGGAACCAAUAAAUACAGAAGGAGACAUUCUAGUUGCACCAUGCGGCCAGGAAUCAGAAGAAGAGGCAGAUUAUGUGGAAUUGUUACCAAGUCGAGAAACUCAGGUGAUUAGAAAAAUUAGUCUGUGUUAUAAUAUCCUUUCGUUCAUGUUUAUUCUGUUACAUGGUUUACAUUCGGAUACAAGACAUAUUGUUAUGGUCGAAAACCCACGCACGAUAAUUGAAUGA
Molecule: messenger RNA, 3948 nt
Organism: Orbicella faveolata
Lineage: Eukaryota; Metazoa; Cnidaria; Anthozoa; Scleractinia; Merulinidae
Product: myosin-IIIb-like
Biological process (GO): peptidyl-serine phosphorylation; regulation of actin filament length
Cellular component (GO): myosin complex
Molecular function (GO): ATP binding; microfilament motor activity; protein serine/threonine kinase activity
Source: RefSeq, a predicted model, not a curated record